Colletotrichum higginsianum IMI 349063 is the source of this 1635-nucleotide messenger RNA. RefSeq names its product Glycerol kinase. Bases 1 to 1635 code for a protein of 544 amino acids. The record is from RefSeq and is a predicted model, not a curated record. The transcript is spliced from 3 exons. Gene Ontology annotation, molecular function: glycerol kinase activity. NCBI's taxonomy places the organism in Eukaryota, Fungi, Ascomycota, Sordariomycetes, Glomerellales, Glomerellaceae. Gene Ontology annotation, cellular component: mitochondrion. Gene Ontology annotation, biological process: glycerol-3-phosphate biosynthetic process; glycerol metabolic process; triglyceride metabolic process.
AUGCUCUCGUCUCUUCUUCCCAUCCGACUCAAACCUGAUUCCGAUACCAACAUGUCUCCCACUUCCGUCAACGGGGGCGCCGCCCCCAACAUCUCCUUCGUCGGUGCCAUUGACCAGGGUACCACGAGCACCCGUUUCCUCAUCUUCAACCCCCAGGGCGAGGUCAUUGCUACCCACCAGCUGGAGUUUAAGCAGAUCUACCCCCAGCCUGGCAAGGCUAAUGCGAUUCGCGACAGCUGGCACGAGCAUGACCCCGAGGAGCUCGUCUCCUCGGUCGAGAAGUGCAUUGACGGCGCCGUCCAGACCUUCGAGACCCAGGGCCACUCGCGCGACCAGAUCAAGGCCGUCGGCAUCACCAACCAGAGAGAGACCACCGUGCUCUGGGACCGGACCACCGGCAAGGCGCUGUACAACGCCAUCGUCUGGACCGAUACCCGCACCAAGGACCUCGUGCGCCGCCUGAAGCAGCGCCUCGGCGCCAGCGAGCUUACCCAGCGGUGCGGCCUGCCCCUGUCGACGUACCCCUCCGUCGGCAAGCUCCUCUGGCUCCUCGAGAACGUGCCCGAGGUCAAGGACGCCUACGAGCGCGGCGUCCUGGCCUUCGGCACCAUCGACACCUGGCUGGUCUACAAGCUCAACGGCGGCAUCGCCCGCGACGUCUACGUCUCGGACCCGUCCAACGCCGCGCGCACUAUGUUCAUGAACAUCCACACGCUCCAGUACGACGAGGACCUCAUCGACUGGUUCCGCGUCGACCCCAAGAAGGUCAAGCUCGCCAAGAUCGUCCGCUCCUCGGACCCCGAGGCCUACGGCUCGCUGCACAACACCCUGCUGAGCGGCACCAAGAUCACCGGCUGCCUGGGCGACCAGUCCGCCGCCCUCGUCGGGCAGAAGGGCUUCACGGCCGGCCUCGCCAAGAACACGUACGGCACCGGCUGCUUCCUGCUCUACAACAUCGGCCCCAAGCCCGUCAUCUCCUCCCACGGCCUGCUGACCACCGUCGCCUUCGACUUCGGCCCCGGCAAGACCAUGUACGCCCUCGAGGGCAGCAUCGCCGUCGCCGGCUCCAGCGUCAAGUUCCUCGUCGACAACUUCGGCUUCAUCGAGUCCUCGUCCAAGCUCAGCGCCCUCGCCGAGACCGUCGAGGACAACGGCGGCUGCACCUUCGUCACGGCCUUCAGCGGCCUCUUCGCGCCCUACUGGAUCGACGACGCCCGCGGCACCAUCUUCGGCAUCACCGCCUACACCCAGCGCGGCCACAUCGCCCGCGCCACCCUCGAGGCCACCUGCUUCCAGACCAAGGCCAUCCUGGACUCCAUGGAGAAGGACAGCGGCGCCGCCCUGACGGAGCUCGCCGUUGACGGCGGCAUGUGCAACUCGGAUCUCGUCAUGCAGACCCAGUCCGACCUCAUCGGUAUCCCUGUCAACCGCCCCGGCAUGCGUGAGACGACGGCCCUUGGCGCGGCCAUCGCGGCAGGCUUCGCCGUGGGCGUGUGGAAGAGCUUCGACGAGCUCAAGGACGUCAACCUCGAGGGCCGCACCAUCUUCAAGCCCACCAUCUCCAAGGACGAGGCUUCCCAGCGCUUCGGCCGCUGGGAGAAGGCCGUCCAGAUGAGCAAGGGCUGGUCGAGCUAA